Molecule: messenger RNA, 3084 nt
Organism: Lethenteron reissneri (Far Eastern brook lamprey)
Lineage: Eukaryota; Metazoa; Chordata; Hyperoartia; Petromyzontiformes; Petromyzontidae
Product: oocyte zinc finger protein XlCOF6-like
Biological process (GO): regulation of DNA-templated transcription
Molecular function (GO): RNA polymerase II cis-regulatory region sequence-specific DNA binding; DNA-binding transcription factor activity, RNA polymerase II-specific
Source: RefSeq, a predicted model, not a curated record
GAAGCGACCUGCCCACAACAAAGUGGCUUAUCAACGUGUGGAAAUGUCUGUCGGUCAAAUACUCUAAACGCGUGGUGAUGUUGACUCUAAAUGUGGAGGGGAAAACCCUGAGGAUCCGGAGGAAAAUCCACGCGACCACGGGGAGAGAGACACGCAAAUUCCAAAUAUCCUUAAUACAGAAUUGGUCUGAUGGAGCAAAGGGACUCGGCGCAGCUCGGUACAAGAAGGAAACAAUGCGACCAGUAUGCAGACAGCACGGAUCGUACUGGAAGUUUGACACAACACCAGAGAACUCACACAGGAGAGAACCCCUUCAAGUGCAGUGUGUGUGAGAAGGCAUUUGCAACGUUAUCAAAUGUUAAGCGCCACCAGAGAACACACACAGGAGAUAAACCCUUCAAGUGCACUGUGUGUGAGAAGGCAUUUGCAACGUUAUCAAAUCUUCAGAGCCACCAGAGAACGCACACGGGAGCUAAACCCUUCAAGUGCACUCUGUGUGAGAAGACAUUUGCACGGUCAUCACAUCUUCACGACCACGAAAGAACACACACAGGACAGAAACCCUUCAGGUGCACUAUGUGUGAGAAGGCAUUUGCACAGUCAUCACAUCUUCAGAGCCACCAGAGAACACACACAGGAGAGAAACCCUUCAAGUGCACUGUGUUUGGGAAGGCAUUUGCACAGUCAUCACAUCUUCAGAGCCACCAGAGAACACACACAGAGAAACCCUUCAAUUGCACUCUGUGCAGGAAGGCGUUUGCACUGUCAUCACAUCUUCAAAGACACCAGAGAAGACACAGAACACACACAGGAGAGAAACCUUUUAAGUGCAGUGUGUGUGGGAAGGCAUUUGCAAAGUCAUCAAUUCUUAAAUCACACCAGAGAACACACACAGGAGAGAAACCUUUCAAGUGCACUGUGUGUGAGAAGGCGUUUGCACGGUCAUCCAUUCUUAAAUCACACCAGAGAACACACAAAGGAGAGAAACCUUUUAAGUGCACUGUGUGUGAGAAGGCGUUUGCACGGUCAUGCAUUCUUAAAUCACACCAGAGAACACACACAGGAGAGAAACCUUUCAAGUGCACUGUGUGUGAGAAGGCGUUUGCACUGUCAUGCAUUCUUAAAUCACACCAGAGAACACACACAGGAGAUAAACCUUUCAAGUGCACUGUGUGUGAGAAGGCGUUUGCAUGGUCGUUCAUUCUUAAAUCACACCAGAGAACACACACAGGAGAGAAACCCUUCAAGUGCACUGUGUGUGAGAAGGCAUUUUCAUUGUCAUCAUAUCUUCAGACCCACCAGAGAACACACACAGGAGAUAAACCCUUCAAGUGCAGUGUGUGUGGGAGGGCAUUUUCGUAUUCAUCUACUCUUAAACAACACCAGAGAACACACACAGGAGAUAAACCUUUCAAGUGCACUCUGUGUGGGAAGGCGUUUGCAUUGUCAUCAAAUCUUAAGAUCCACCAGAGAACACACACAGGAGAGAAACCUUUUAAGUGCACUCUGUGUGGGAAGGCGUUUGCAAUGUCAUCAAAUCUUAAGACCCACCAGAGAACACACACAGGAGAUAAGCCCUUCAAGUGCAGUGUGUGUGGGAAGGCAUUUUUUUAUUCAUCUACUCUUAAACAACACCAGAGAACACACACAGGAAAGAAACCUUUCAAGUGCACUGUGUGUGAGAAGGCGUUUGCACAGUCACCACAUCUUCAAAGACACCAGAGAACACACACAGGAGAGAAACAUUUCAAGUGCAUUGUGUGUGGGAAGGCGUUUGCACAGUCAUCACAUCUUCAAAGACACCAGCGAACACACACAGGAGAUAACCCCUUCAAGUGCAGUGUGUGUGGGAAGGCAUUUUUUUAUUCAUCUACUCUUAAACAACACCAGAGAACACACACAGGAGAGAAACCUUUUAAGUGCACUCUGUGUGGGAAGGCGUUUGCAAUGUCAUCAAAUCUUAAGACCCACCAGAAAACACACACAGGAGAGAAACCUUUUAAGUGCACUCUGUGUGGGAAGGCGUUUGCAAAGUCAUCAACUCUUCAGACCCACCAGAGAAUACACACAGGAGAUAAACCCUUCAAGUGCAGUGUGUGUGAGAAGGCGUUUUCAGAUUCAUUUGCUCUUCGACGACACCAGAAAACACACACAGGAGAGAAACUCUUCAAGUGCAGUGUUUGUGGGAAAGCGUUUGCACAUUCAUCAAAUCUUAAAAAACACCAGAGAACACACACGCAUCAGAAAAUCCACAAGAAGUGUAAUCUGAAAUCAGCUUGUGAAAGUCAAAGUGCUGCAAUGACCCCAUUGUUCAUGAAACAAGAACCAGAAGACAAUCCCAGCCUGGACACUUUGAAAGGUAUCAAGGUGAAAUAUGAAGAGGCGAAAGUGAAAUGUGAAGAAGUAACAGUGAAGAGCGUAGAAGUGAAGGUUAAAUUUGAAGAUUAUUCAACUCCAAAAUCGGACCUUCACAUAGAUGGAGGCAGUGUGAAACAGGAACUAAAUUCUGACUGUGAGGCAGAGCGAGGCAACUCCCAGGAGUUUGUGGAUGUGGAGGUGUGGGUGGACUUCUUAGACAAUACAAAGUCAAAUGGAGACCAGGUAGAUGUGCAAGCUUCAGACAAUUAAGCUCCAAUGGAUGCACCUUUGUCACAGGCCUUUCUAAUGAAUAUAAUGUGAAGUUGAACACUCAAUUUCUAGGUUCAAACUGGAGUGUAAGCGUGGCCAGUAUUUGUGAACCUGUGGGUUGGGGCGAUCUCUAACCAGGAGUGACUCAAGUGUUUUGUAUCAUAUCUCAUCUUAGACACUCGAUGGGUGCCCAUAAUGGGCAUCUGCCCCUGUGUGCCACAAGGUGACCGUUCACUGGCCUGCAUGUGGAUAUGAGUUUGUAAGUCGGGGGAGAUGUUUGAUAUGCCAUUCGGAUUUGAACCUUGAACCUCUGCAACAUAGAGAAUGUACUACUACUUGACUUCCCUCUAUGAGAGUGCUGCACAUAUAGGCCUCAUCUCGGCAGAGAUCAACUUGUAAAUACGUUGCAACGUGACGCAGUACAUUUCAGUAUAGUAAUAAAAUGUUGCCAAUGUG